This is a messenger RNA of Lolium rigidum, 1422 nucleotides long. Its product is annotated as BTB/POZ domain-containing protein POB1-like. Gene Ontology annotation, biological process: response to red light. Gene Ontology annotation, molecular function: protein binding. NCBI's taxonomy places the organism in Eukaryota, Viridiplantae, Streptophyta, Magnoliopsida, Poales, Poaceae. The coding region runs from base 30 to 1328 and encodes 432 amino acids. The transcript is spliced from 4 exons. Gene Ontology annotation, cellular component: nucleus. The record is from RefSeq and is a predicted model, not a curated record.
CAGGACAAGGUAUCGAGUCUUCCUCAGCCAUGGUAGAUACACCACUUUUACAAGUAAAGACAAUUUAUAUCAAUUCAGCUAUUCUUGCUGCAAGAAGUCCUUUCUUUCUCAAGCUUUUUUCAAACGGCAUGAAAGAAUCUGAUCAGAUACACCCAACACUUAGGAUUGCUGAUUCAGAGGAAAACGCGGUCAUGGAGCUUUUAAGCUUUAUGUACAAUGGAAAGUUGACAACAGCUGAGCCUGCUCUUCUGCUCGACAUUUUGAUGGCCGCUGAUAAAUUUGAGGUGCUUUCUUGCAUGAGGCUUUGCAGUCAGUUGCUUGCAAAGUUGCCUAUGACCACAGAAUCUGCGCUGCUCUAUCUAGACUAUCCAUGCUCUAUUUCAGUGGCAGCUGAAGUUCAUCAUUUGAUAGUCAGAGCCAAGGAAUUCCUUGCUAAGAAAUACAAGAACUAUACUAAGUUUGAGCAUGAACUAAUGAACUUCCCUCUUGUUGGAAUUGAGGCCAUCUUUUCAAGUACUGACCUACAUGUACCAGCUGAAGAUAGAAUAUAUAUUUUCAUGCUCAAGUGGGCCCGUGCACGAUAUCCAGAACUGCUGGAAAGACGUAAGAUCUUGAGUUCUCGUUUACUGCCGCUGGUGCGCUUCAUUCAUAUGAGCUGUCAGGCACUGCAUAAGGUCUUAACAUGCGCCGAUGCCGAUAUAGACCAUGAUCAAGUAAAUAAGCUUAUCACUCGGUUACUUCUACACAAAGCUUACCCAGCACAGCAGCAUGGUGAUUUUGCAGCUGACACGACAGCGUGCUGGCAAUUUGCAGAGCGAACUUACACGUGCAAACCUCUGAAAAUUGUCGCGUUUGAUGAACCCUGCCCACAGGUUAUAGCUUACUGGGAUCUGAAGCGUGAGGAGUGCUCCCGACUCUUUCAGGAAGGACAGAUACCUUCGGAGUCGCUUUGUGGACCCCUCCUUUCAGGAAAGAUAGUCUCGCCCCGGCUCAAUCUUGCUGGGCUGGCUUUCAUGCUGGUUGCAACAUGUAAGAUGGACAAGCUGAGUGGGUUGUACAGUUUUGGCCUCUCCUUUCUCGUCAUAGAGAGACCGAAGGGCUCUGUGACAAUAGAUUAUGAAUUUGCUGCAAGGACAAGAGCGUCAGGGAAAUUUGUGGCUAGGUUUCAGGCUAAGCACACCUUCACUGGUUGUGCGAUGGUUGGAUGCAAUGAUGUUUUUGGCAUUCCAUGGCAGUCGUUCAUGGCUGACGAGAAUCUCUUCAUCAACGGCGUGCUGCAUCUGAGAGCUGAUUGUAGGGUAUUGGAGCAACAGGAAACACAAACUUGAUUUCUUACUCUACAGAACUAGGGUUAGGACUUUGCUUAGUAGACCAGAUGCUGACUUGGAUCAUGGCAGAGACCCAAAUUGGUUGGUUACCCUG